AUAAUCGUAACAAAAUGAAUGGUGAGUAUAGAGAAGCCAUAGAAGCAGGGAGGGGUCGUCCCCCUCGUUUACAACGGCAGUAUAUGGCUAUGGCUUUUAGUAUGUCACUCGCUGGCAUCUUUACGUCAGCAGUCUUGUGUGUGGAGUUCUUGAUGGAACGCUGGAUUAUGUGCGCAAUAUUCAGUGCUUGGAAUAUAGUGUACCUUGGUAUGCUAAUAAGAAUCUGGUGGAAAGACGAAGCUCCAGUGCAAACAUAUCAACUAGGAGCAGAAGGAAGGUUUCACAUCUUCUUGGCCGUGAUGAUAUAUAUGUUUUGCAUCUCAUAUAGUUUUCAAGACUUGGCCACAAGAGGACCGUGGGUCCUUUUUUGUGGCGCUCACCCUAUAGGCGCGAUGGGUCUAAUCGUGUGCCUCUCUUGGCCGAUAGAAGAUUUUAAACCAAACCAUGUGUACACCAUGAUAACAGGAAUCGUGUAUGGUUUUGUAGGUGGAAUAGGACGCCCAUUGGCUGGGUUUUGUGUAAUUCUUGGAUUCUUCCUUAUUAUUUUGUUCAUGGAAAUAAGGGCAAGUGUGAGAGAAGAAGAAUCAGCAACAGUCCUUCUAAUUAAUAAUAAUGAAGUUAUCUAG
This is a messenger RNA of Capsella rubella, 626 nucleotides long. RefSeq lists its product as uncharacterized. The record is from RefSeq and is a predicted model, not a curated record. Bases 15 to 626 code for a protein of 203 amino acids. The transcript is spliced from 2 exons. NCBI's taxonomy places the organism in Eukaryota, Viridiplantae, Streptophyta, Magnoliopsida, Brassicales, Brassicaceae.